AUGGUCAGGUUGAUUCCCGCCGUCCUGGUGGCCCUGGCCUUGCCUGGGAUCAACGCCGGUCCUUGCAAAGUUCCAACUACGACGACAACUUCCACGAGUGCCACCACUACUCCUUCAACUGCGCCCUCUUGCACGGCUUACACAGCAGCGCCUUACGGUGCAGUGUGCGGAGGAGAGGGCCCUCCUCCGGGUAAUCCUCCCACCAUUGCUACUUUGAAUCUCCCCACGUCCGAGGAAUGUGCCUAUGCCUGUUAUCAGACUGCCUGCUCCAAGUUCGGCUUCACGACUGGUAACUGUAUUCUCUACGGCGAGAGACAAGAACAACGUCUUGUACGACUUGCUCGUACCGUUUGCCCGCCGUACUAUGACCUAGCAUGUUUCGAUUGCUCAGGUACUAGCAUGUCGACAGCUCCCGGCUCGACUACGACUACAACUGGAUCCACGCCUACUACAACACCCGAGAACUCAGCUACUUCUCCUACCACUACGUCUAAUAACACUCCUACCACAACACCUGAGAACUCAGCUACGUCUUCUACUACUACGCCCGAGAACUCAACCACUUCUCCAACCACCACAUCGGAGAACUCUGCUACUGCUCCUACUACUACGCCUAAUAACACUCCUACCACAACACCUGAGAACUCAGCUACUUCUCCUACUACUACAUCGGAGAACUCUGCUACUGCUCCUACUACUACGCCUAAUAACACUCCUACUACAACACCUGGAAACUCAGCUACUUCUCCCACUACCACGCCCGAGAACUCAACCACUUCUCCAACCACUACAUCGGAGAACUCUGCUACUGCCCCCACCACUACACCCGAAAGCACUCCUACUACGACACCUGAGAACUCAACUACUUCUUCUACCACUACGUCUGAGAGUACUCCUACUACAACACCCGAGGACUCUACUACCUCUCCUACCACAACAACUGAGAGCUCAGCUACUUCUCCCACCACGACGCCUCAGGAGACUCCUACUACGACGCCUCAGGAGACUCCUACUACGACGCCUCAGGAGACUCCCACUACGACGCCCGAGAACUCUGCUACCUCUCCUACCACAACCACCACGGCGGAAUCGACGACCACAACGACGACGACAACAGAAUCAACAACAACCACAACUGAAGCGACGACGACAGAAUCGACAACAACCACAACUGAAGCGACGACUACAGAAUCGACAACAACCACAACGGAAUCAACAACGACGGAAUCGACAACGACCACGACGGAAUCAACAACGACCACAAGUAGUACCACCUCUACAACCACUACUGCGGCCCCAACAUGUGACGCCUACAAGCUGGUCCCCUCUCCCCCGUCUGGCGCAAAGUGCGGUUUCGAGGGUGUUGUCAACACUGGAAAAUCCCCUAUCGCUACGGCUUCUAAGCAGAACAAGUCCGACUGUGCUAAGUUGUGUGUUGAUACAGUGGGCUGUGAGUCCUUCUCAUACAACUCGAAGAGCCAUACCUGCUCCCUCUUCGACUGUUCAGUCGCUGCUGUUGCCCACUCGAAGUCUGAGUGCGGUGAACACUUUUAUGACAAGACAUGCUUCGGAUGUUCAACCACUACAACUACCACUACGUCCACAACGACCACAAGCAGCACCACCUCUACAACCACUACAGCAGCCCCGACCUGCGACGCCUACCAGAUGGCUCCAUCUCCUCCAUCCAGCGCCAAGUGUGGCUUUGAGGGCGGUGUUAAGAGUGGAAAGCAUGCUAUUGCUACCGCUACCAAGCAGAAGCAGUCAGACUGUGCUAAAUUCUGCGCUGACAACACAAACUGCCAGUCGUUCUCAUAUAACUCCAAGACUGAUAUCUGCUCUCUCUUUGACUCUUCAGUCACAGCAGUUGCAUAUGCCAAGUCUUCAUGCGGCGACUACUUCUAUGACAAUGCAUGCUACGUAUGCCAGUCAACCACCACGCCUCCUGCGGUCUGCCAGCCGAAAACCACUGGGCUGUCCGGAGCCGUGUGCGGUAGGGAGGGCACCAAGAAGAACAGCGUCAACUAUAUUGACAUGAAGUCUGCCAACACUCGCGCGCAAUGUGCCCAGUUCUGCUUCAACAACGCCGCUUGUGACUCCUGGGCAUACCGCAGCAUCGGUAGCGUCUGCACUCUAUACGACAGAGGAGUCAGCUCCGCAUCUUCGUCCAACGGUGGUUGCGGUGUCGAGUGGUAUGACCGGGAAUGCUACUCAUGCCCUACCACAACCACUACUCCCCCAGCUACGUGCAGCUCGUACUCGCUCAUCUCUAAGCCGUCGAGCAACCAAAUCUGCAACAAGAAGGGUGAGAUCUGCAGGGAGACUUUCCUGAGCUUUGGUGAUGCGACCAGCGACGCAACUUGUGCCAAGAGCUGCAACCAGACCCAGGGGUGCAAGCUCUUCUCGCGUGCCAAAAAGAACGGCGUGUACAAAUGUAGCAUGUACUCGGCCUAUGACUUCACUGCCAGCAUUUACGGAGUCGCCUUCUCGCAGCCUGAUUGUUACGAGUGCUGUGACUCUAGCAACUCAGGAACUUCGAUCCGCCAGACCUAA
Messenger RNA from Ilyonectria robusta, 2553 nucleotides. RefSeq lists its product as uncharacterized. The record is from RefSeq and is a predicted model, not a curated record. Bases 1 to 2553 code for a protein of 850 amino acids. Lineage: Eukaryota; Fungi; Ascomycota; Sordariomycetes; Hypocreales; Nectriaceae. The transcript has a single exon.